CUGGACUCGUGAAACCAUUAAAAAUAGAGACAAGUGUUUGUCCCAAUCUCGCUGGUUCUUUGCGACCACUUUUGUCAGGUGUUCCUUUAUGGUCUUAUUAAGUCGUUCUACCAUGCCACCAGACUGUGGAUGUAAAGGUGUUGUCCUUGUCUUACGAAUACCCAUGAUCUCACAAAUUUUCUUGAAAAUGGCAGAAUCGAAGUUUCGUCCAUGACGACUAAAAACUUCGCCCAAUGGGCAAUAAUGAUGGCUUCUUGAUUGGGAAUAGCGAAAACUUCUGGCCGUUUACUGAAGUAAUCCAUGAUAACCAAGAUCUAUUUAUUACCACGCUCUAACUCGGGGAAUGGUCCUGCGACACCUGUGCUACCAGUAAAGGCCCUAAGGAUCAACAAAAAUCCAUGGCGUUGGCUUUGCUAUUAACACCAGCCUUAUGCCUAGACUGACUGAACUGCCCAUGGUAUAUCAGAACGUUUAAUGACGCUAAAGUAUCAGUUGCAAGACCAAAGCUUUGUUCACAUAUUCAGUGUUUACGCACCAACUUUGAAUUCUGAGCAACAAACUAAAGAAACCUUUUACGAACAGCUUGAACAUGUACUCAGACACAUUCCAAAAAGCCACCGAAUAAUCCUGUUGGGUGACCUUAAUGCAAGAGUAGGCAAAAAUUUUAAUAUCUGGCCUAAUGUAAUUGGUACGCACGGAAUAGGUAACAUUAAUAGCAACGAUGAGCUUCUACUUACUAAAUGCUUUGAACAUGAUUUGACAAUAACCAACACGCAGUUCAGACAGAGAAACAAAUACAAGGGCACUUGGCGCCAACCAAGAUCUGGACACUUGGCACAUCAUUGAUUACAUUAUAGUCAAGAGAAAGCACUUAAAAGAAGUAAUAAUUACAAAAACCGUAACAAACAUUGAGUGCUAGACCGAUCAUCGUCUCGUAAUCUCGUUUUUGAGGACAUAGAAACAUUCUGGGCAGGUCUAAAAGAUUCGCUUUAUGAAUCAAGUGUAUCAGUUGUAGGAGUUCCAGAGAACAAAAAGCAAGAAGAUUGGUUCUUAGAAAAUUUGCAGCAAAUAAAGAGCAUCUUGGACAGUGGCGUAGUGAAGAUGCUCCUGGCCCGUGUUCAAAAAUUUUACCGAAAAAUGAAAGAAAUAUAUAUUUUUCUGAAAUAUACAGGGUGAAC
Messenger RNA from Ceutorhynchus assimilis (cabbage seed weevil), 1178 nucleotides. The record is from the annotation of a GenBank genome assembly. NCBI's taxonomy places the organism in Eukaryota, Metazoa, Arthropoda, Insecta, Coleoptera, Curculionidae.